AUGGUCUCGUCCUCACAUUCGGACCGAGCGCGCGCUUUCGGGAGGGACGCACAUGGAGCCGAUGACAUGGAAGCCAUUCCUGUCAAACAGUUUGUUAAACACAUUGGUGAGCUCUAUUCUAAUAACCAGCACGGGUUCUCUGAGGAUUUUGAGGAAGUCCAACGCUGUACAGCUGACUUAAACAUCACUGCAGAACACUCCAACCAUCCGGAUAACAAGCACAAAAACAGAUACAUCAACAUCUUAGCAUAUGAUCACAGUAGGGUGAAGUUAAGACCUUUACCAGGAAAAGAUUCUAAGCACAGUGACUACAUUAAUGCAAACUACGUUGAUGGUUACAACAAAGCAAAAGCCUACAUUGCCACACAGGGACCUUUGAAGUCUACGUUUGAAGAUUUUUGGAGGAUGAUUUGGGAGCAAAACACUGGAAUCAUUGUCAUGAUUACCAACCUUGUGGAGAAAGGAAGACGAAAGUGUGAUCAGUAUUGGCCAACAGAGAAUAGUGAAGAGUACGGAACCAUUAUUGUCACACUGAAGAGCACAAAAGUACACGCCUGCUAUACUGUUCGUCGUUUUGCAGUCCGAAAUACAAAAGUGAAAAAGGGUCAGAAGGGAAAUCCCAAGGGUCGUCAGAAUGAAAGGAUUGUGAUCCAGUAUCACUACACACAGUGGCCUGACAUGGGGGUUCCAGAGUAUGCCCUUCCAGUCCUGACCUUCGUGAGGAGAUCCUCAGCAGUCAAGCGCUAG
Castor canadensis (American beaver) is the source of this 747-nucleotide messenger RNA. The record is from RefSeq and is a predicted model, not a curated record. Lineage: Eukaryota; Metazoa; Chordata; Mammalia; Rodentia; Castoridae.